GGUGUGGAUCAUGAUGAACGGUGAGGACUGAGCAGCAGACGACGCUCAUGAUCCAGUGGCUGCCAAGUGAGUGUCAUCUUCAGGUCCUUCCAGGGGUCAGGAUAACACAAGAUUAUACCUCUUUAUCCAGGGCUUAUGCAUUACAUGUUACCUAGCUGAGCCUCAGAUUUGAGAGAAUUAGCCCUUGGACCACUUCACAAUUUACCGACAGUUCAAACGCUGGGUUGCCAUGGCAGACCACACAGAAGAUAAUGAUCCUUUUGAAGAGGAUAUUGUUUUUGAUGAGACUGGCUUACUGGGUGGGAAAAUGCCACGCUCUCGUCAGCAAUCCACUGUGGGAUUCUUGCCAACAUUUAUGCUCUUUAUAAGGACUGUGUUUCUCUGCACAGCCUUCGUUGGAUUGGGGCUGUGUAUGUCUGUGAGUGGGGAACCCUUGAUAAAAAUGGAGUUGGUUGUUGGGACGUCAGUAGACACAGCCUUCCACACCUUCACUGCCCGCUCCUUUGGGAUGCUGCUUGGAGGAAUCUUAGGUUCACUGUUAUUUGAGGUGUACAACCGUCAGUUCCUGAUAUUUGUGAGUCUUAUAUGGGUGGCUGUGUCAGUGACAGUAUUACCCUUCACUGUCCCAACUGCCCUCUGGUGGACAUUCACCACAACUGCCUCUUUGGGCAUGGGUCUUGGAUUCCUCUUUACAGGUGGGAAUGUCCUAUGUCUGGACCUGUGGGGGCGACAGGGCGGAGCUUCUCUUCAGGCACUGCAUUUCAGUUUUGCUGUUGGAGCUUUUAUAGUUCCUCUUGUCAUCCAGCCAUUUUUUGCAAGCCUGCACACCAGACUCCACAGUAAUCUCUCUGAUGGACAGGAUCUGGCCUCUACAGAUAAAGAGGUAAUGAGGUUUAUUCGUGAGUUACAGGAUACUGAUCCUCCUGCAGGUGGUUUAAGGAAUUUUUCUUUGGAUUUACCAUCCAUUUCUCUUGAAGAAAUAAAGCAUUUGACUUAUCCUAAAGAGGCCCCAACCCAUGAGAUCCCUUCACUGUUCAAUAAUACUGUAAACUUGACUUUACCUGUUACAACCAAUUAUUAUGACAGAGAGACAUCCAUUUCUCCAGUAACAACCCCAGUCAUGCCAGUAACAAUUAUAGCGCCAAAUAUAUCUUCCACUUUGAAGACACCAAAAAUGAAACCCCCUUUCACAGAUGCAAAUAGAUUAAAGCCAGAUUUAGUCAAAGAGUGGAAAAGGCCUCAUAGUGAUUCUAAAUCCAAGUCAAAUACUCCUAAACCUGGAGAAAACAAGGAACAAGAAUUGAAUCCAAGUAUUACAAACCCGAGUUCAUCAGACAUUGACACUAACCCUCCUACAGCAUCACAAGCGGAGGUAGUAGAAACAACAAAAGCCAUUGAGGUUACUACUCAUCUCAUAACCUCUUCACAACAAACAGUCAGUACUGCUCCUGAGCACCAGACAUACAAUUCAUCUCUCUCUGAUGCAGUAGAAAUUAACUCAGCUUCUAAAGCAUUAGAAGUGAACCAAACGCAUAGUGCCUCUGUCCAUACUGCAGAAGAAGCUAGUUUGGCUACAGAAAAAUCAGAAUUAUCUCCAACUUCUCCCACAACUACCAUAAAACAGACUUCGACAAGUACCACCUCAACCACAACAUCUACAACACAGUCCCCAACUACAACCACCUCAACUACCCCAGUUACAAGAGUGGCUAUUACACCCACUCCACAACGUUAUCCAAUAGUAUAUUCUAAUGGUGAGGACCAAGAUAAUGUAAGUGAUCUUGAGUUUCCUAUGCAAUACACUGACUAUGCCAAUAAUAAUAAUGAUGAUGAUAAUCAUAUUGGCACAGCAAAGAAACGCAUAGAACAAGAUGAUACAAGUCCAGAUGUUCACGAACCAAAGGUGCUGGAGUAUAAAGAGUCAAUAAAAAGUACACCAGCAGGUAUGAAUACUCCAUCAGAUGAGCCAGGUAAAUCAGAAAUGCCAUCAUUAAGUCGCCCUCCAGGGAAGCCUGACACUUUCAGCAAUGGAAGUGAUGAAAAUACUCAGUUCCUUGACAAUGUGGCACUACGACUUAAAGUUUACGGAGUGACCAAAGUUCAUUUAGCUUACAUUUGCAUUGGGAUUUUUAUAAUUCUUAAUGCUCUAAUUUCGCUUGUGAUUCUGUGUCAUAAUCCAAGAGAAACAAGAUCCAAGCAAGAUGAUGGCAACAUGAACAAGAUGCAGAAAGGUAGAAUUGUUGUAUUCACUAUUAUUUUCUCUGUUUUUAUGUUUAUGGCUGAAGCUUUGCAAGGGGCCGUCCAUCACUUGCUGGCUUCAUCAACUACAGGGACAGGUCUUGCAAUUAUCCAAGAAACAAAAAUGGAUGGUCAAGUUCUGUUUUGGGGACUAGUGUGUCUUGUAAGAUUUCUCUGUAUAUUGGUAUCUGGCUGUCUGCGCCUUAAACCUGGUAAACUUCUCGUAAUUUCAAUCCUUUUAUCAUUUAUUGGAUCGAUAUUCCUAGCAAUAGGAUCCUUCGGGAAAGAAGACUUUUUAUGGGGUGGAGUAAUAUUCCUGGCCAUUGGUUUGGCACCAGUGUUACCAACAAGUUUACUAUGGAUGGCUCAGUACAUGCGAGUGACUCAUCGUAUGUGUGCUCUUAUGAUAGUUUUGGCAUCAUUUGGAAAUUCACUUACACAUUCACUUUUAACAAGAGUGGCUGGCAACUCUCACUCUUAUGCAUAUAUCCUUGUGACAAUUAGUUUUGUAUGCCUCUUCUUUUUGUUUUUAUCAAUGUGUAAUUUAUAUGCUGCCCAACGUAGCAAAACUCUCGGCGUUCCAGUUGGUUACCAGUUGGCCAAUCAACAUGAGGAGGAAGAUAGUAUUGAACUAACUCCCUCAGGAAGUGCAGUUUUUACUCCUAAUGACCCAAGAGUCCGAGAGAAUGGAGAGGCCGGACAGUCGCUGUUGAUAGAUUAGUGGUAUUAUUAGGAAUAGCUGCUGCACCUCGUAUCAUACAUUAAAGUAACAUGGGUGGUAGAAGAGUGUAUAUUGAUGAAUCUAGUCUUUAUUUUCAUAUAUAAUUUUUUAAAUUGGUAGACGCUAGUGUUUCAAAAUUCACACAAACAUACAAGCUCUCAACCACAAAUUUUAAAGAUGCUACUGCUGAAUGGAAUGUCCUUCAUGUAAUGUUGUAUAUUUAAAUAAUAGCAGUAAAAAAAAUUUCACUAAAUUAACUUGUUAGUGUUUAUAAUGUAAUAAGCAUCAAGAUUUGCUUACAUAAGGAAGAUGGAUUUAAGAACUAAAACUGUACUUAGGGUUCAUAAUAUUAUAGAUACUCUGAACAUUUCAUUGUUUCCCUUGGCCAGGUUAACCCAUUUUAUUAUGUCCAUGAUUGAUGUGGUUAAUGCAAUCUUAGAAUAUAAUCCUUACUGUCGAUAUUCAAGGAAUCAUACAGGAUUUAAUUUUUCUUGAAUAGUUUGUUAUUUAAGUAUAAUGUCAAAUAGCAUUAACAUUCCCACAAGUCUGCCCCCAAUAGAUAGUGAGCAUACCAAACAAUAAUUGUCAUUAAUGUUCUCAGAAGUACAGAGAUGGCCUUCACUGCCCUUGAAGUAAUGUGUGCACUCUGUAAAAAAAAGUAUCUUUCGGGAGGGGUUCCAAUGAAUUACGAACUGAACAGUCCUGUUUUCUUGCUAGGGUUGGUAGGCAUGAUUGUGAGACAUUUCCUACUUAUUAUGGUAGUCUAAAUUUAGUUUUUUCAUUCCAAAUAUAAAAUUAGUUCCUUGUAAUAUGAUUGGUGUAUAACAGUAUGCCUCAUGGGCCUUUAUCAAAAAACUCGUUCAUGGUGCUAUUUUCUUUCUUCCAAGAAUUGUAAAGAUACAUUUCUUACUGAGUGUACAUCUUGUUUACAUCCAUACAUUACACCUCACUCACUUACCUACUCUUUGCUGUUAUGCUUUUAAUGCUAUCUGCUCAAAUUCUUCUCAGUUUUAUUCUUUUUUAUAAAAAUUUUUCCAUAUUUUCUUUAAAUUUCCGUACGAUUGAGCACUAUAAUGUGUGUGUGGUAAGGGGAUGCAUGAGUGUGUGUGUAUGUGCAAGUAAGUGUCCUCACAUGUAUGUGUAUGUGUUGGCAUGUGAAUGAAAAUGUUUGUGUAAUUCCAAGCUUAGCUGACCAGGCGAAGGGUGAGGUGAUGAGGCAGUAGGUGAAGUGACAUGCCAAAACACUUACACAGCGCACACUUAACAGCCCUACCAAACAAUUGUCUUAUGACAUUUUAAUUUAUAAUUCCUAUUUUAAAAUGAAUUGAUACAUGAUGGCUCAUUUUGGCUACUUUUGCACCUAGACAACUCAUCAGUGAAUAAACCAGGGCAUAUGGUGACGCAUUAUAUACUACAAAAAAAUUAUUAAGUUCUGAAAAAUACGCUACAAUAUUAUUUACUCAGUUCUCAAGACAGACCCUGUGGUAAGCACCAACCCUCUUGAGGGAUCGCGGGCUGCCGAGCUGGAGGAGGUGAGUUGUCCUCCUUCCUCCCAACCUUCUCUCCCUGGCUAUACACCAAACAUAGUUUUGUACAAUAUCUUAAUAUAAUUCAUAUUCUAUUCCUAUAAUUUACUCGUCGGUAAUUUAUGAGGAAACCAUUACCACCAGAAGGAGUUGUUCAAUUUCUUUCAAUUUACAAAAUGUUUUAUCAUAAGUUAUAUAUCAAAUUUUUCUAUUUAAUACCUGCACUGUAUCCCUUCAAAAUUACAUUACAUAACAUUUUAAAAUACAGUAUGGAGUAAGGGGAGAGACCCUUGGGGGAAGAAACUGACCGCUCACCCCCUAAAAAGGUUCGUCUCCCACUCCCCACCCCUGCCUCUGUCAUUCCUUCUGUAACUCAACACGAUAUUGUUUAUUUGUUAUUUAUUAAUUAGUAAAGAUAUAUUACUGUAAUAACUUGAGCUUAUUAAUACCUGUACCCUUCAUAUACAGUACUGUAAUAAAUAAAUAAAAAAGGUGGGAAACUUGGUAAUGGCUAGGCUUACUCGCCUCCCCCCUCCCAGUGCAUAGAGGUCUGGGGGGAAAUUUCCUUAUUAUUUUGCUUGUCAUUUAAUUUUGAUGUCAAAUUAAUAAUUAUCUAUUGUAUUUUUUCUAUAGUAUUUAAUAUUUUAUUUUAUCAGUGAUAAAACAUACACCAUAAGAAGCUGAUCAUACAAGAAUAUAUGAUAAUGAAUUCAGGCAAAUAAAAAAUGUUAGCAAUGAGGCAAGGCGCCGUGUCUCACACAGUGCUGGAGAGAGAGAGAGAGAGAGUGUGUGUGGUGUUGCUGCUGUUGAAAUGUGUUCUUGACACACACACACACACACACAGGAGUUAAGACAAGAAGCAUCCAGAAAGAGGGUCUUGUGUGACUGUGUGAUGGCGAGAUAAGAUCAGCUGCUGAGAAGCACUUGGCAAUACAGUGCAUGUUACCACUCCAUCUCUUUAAUCACCCACACAUUUCUGUUUUCUCACUCCAUAUUUUAAAAUGUUAUGUAAUGUAAUGUUGAAGGGAUACAACUUUGCUUAUUUAUACUUACACUUAUCACAAUCUUUAUUCACGACAUCUCCAGGUCAUGAAACCUGCUUAAUCUCCCACCUAACAAAGGGUGACCUGACUUUCCAUCAGAAUGUCAGUACUGUAAUAUGAGAUCACUAAUCCCCCAUCCUACCUCGACCUGACAUUGCAUCAGGUCAGGUCAGUUACACCAGACCCACUAAUCCCCCACAGCUCCUUGGGAGUGGAAAAUACCAGUCUUUGUUGUAACACACAGCUUCAUUCAUGCCCAUAUCAUGUAGAUUUUUAGUUUUUAAAUAUAUUUAUUUAACCAAACUUUUAGAUAAACUAUGCUGGAUUAUUAUAGUAAGGAAAUGGAGUUCUAACUUAAUUAGAACUGCAUUAUGGACGCCAGUGGUUUAGACUCGAGGAAAACAUCCCCAGCACCCAGAAACGUUCUGGGGAUGUGGGUUAGUGUCUGUCUGUGCAAGAUGUACAGUUUAGAAACUUGGAAACUUUUCCCAGUAACCGGAAAAGAUUCCGGGGAUAAGGAAUUUUUCCGGGCUUGAGAAAGUUGUCCGGUUACCCAGAAAUCUCUCAUCCGUGGAAGUGCUCUGCACCAAUUGUUCCGGCUAAUGGGGUUAUCACUGUAUUUGGGCACAAGUAUGUGUGGAGAGUGUUUGUGUGUAUGUGAGGGCAAGUGUGUGUGCAUGCUGUGCACACAUGUUGCAAGGUAAAUACAAUGGCAUAGUGUGUGACCCUUCUUAUUUAUUGAUAUAUUUUUAUAUAUUUUCAAUAGUCUUCUCUCAGGACUUUUCAUUUUAUCUUCUUAAUACAACACUAAAAAUUGCUGCUAUUCUUUAUUUGUUUAUUAGUCUGUGCCAAAUUGAUGCUGAGUACAGUAAAACCUUCCCAAGUCAGACAAUAUCAGGCGAGAGACUGUGUCUUACAGUAUCUAGAAUUCUGCUUUAUGCCUAAGUUGCAACUUAACUUCCCCCUGAAAGCAUCAUUUUGCUGAAAAAUACCUUCCAAAAACAAAACUAAACUUGACAGUACAGGAUACAUUUUACACUGCACUUACUUUUAUUGUAGCAGAUGAAUCUAGAGGUGGAGGAUGAGGGGGGGCUGCUUACACUUAUAGUGACUAUAUUCAUACUGCAUAUUUAAUUAGACUGCAUUUAACUACUCUUAUAUUUAGCUACACUCAUAUUUUUAGUUUUUUUUUUCUUUCUUUUUUUUAACUGACGGUACAAGCCUCAACCCCCUGGUAGCUUAUUGGCUGAUACAUAAUAUUUGAUUAUUAUAGAUAUAUUAUAAAUAAAUCCAUAUAAAAUUGUUAAGGAUACCUAAUUCUGGCUCAUGUUAAGGCUGAUUUUAAUGAAUGUAAAGAUAUAACUACUUGAAAACAUUACUUUCAAGGUAACUUAUUGAUUUUUUGUAAGUGAAUUUGUACAUCUCACACACACAUAGCGGGGUCUCAUCUUACACAGGUCUCGUUUGCAAGGUCAACGCAUGCGCAAUUGGUUGAAACAUGACCGUAGUUAUAGCUUACGUAGAAAUCAAUGGAUAACGCAAGUAGCGGUAUAGCAUUAAUUUAGUUUUUUUUUAUUAUUAUUAUUAUUUAGAUUAAUUCGAAAAAAAAUGGGCUCUGGGUCACUGAAAAAGACAGUGCUUGAGAGAUGGUGAGUGCUGGCAUCAUUGUUAAGGAGAGCAGAACAGAUCAGCUGAUACCACUCUGUACUGUAUAAAAGAGACCACAAUAGCUCAUCUGGGAUUGAGUGUUGGAUUUUGGGAGGAAAAUUAGUGAUUUUUUUAUAAUGUUUUAUUAAGCUUGGCACCAAAUGAGCUUAAAUAAUAGAGGAAUGAUGGUGAAAUUGCAUGUUGUCUUUAUAAAGGGAUCGCAGGCUGCCAAACAGAAGGUGUCCUCCCUCCCUCCUCCGCCACUCCUCAUAUACAUACCCAAACGUAGUUUUGUAUCUUAAUAUGAUUCGUAUUUUAUUCCUAUAAUUCAUUCAUCUUAAUCUAUUUCAAUAUACAUGUAUAUUCCUAUAAUGAUAAUCGACUUUUCGGAACUGCACGGUUAUUUCAGAUUCAACCCAAAUUCAAAUUAUUUAUUCAUUUAGAAAAAAUACAAAUUAAGCCAAAAUACAAAUUAACGAGGGUACAGCGUACUGUAUAUUGCUUUUGUCGUUAUUCAAGGCAUCUUCAGAUCAUGAGAACCACCAUGACAAUGGGUGGCCUGAUAUUACAUCAGGUCAGGUCAGUUACAUUAGAGAAUGAGGAGAAAUUUACUUUUUCCCACAGACAUAAUAUUUCUUUCUUAUCUCUAUUUUCUUUUUAUUCUUUAAUUACCUGUACUCUAUUUCUUUACAUGAUUUCUCAUACAUUAUUCCUGAUUCAUGUUCUUAUUUACUUAAGCAGUUAUGGAGGUCAUAGAGAGGUGGAGGAGAGAGUGGAAGAGGCAGGGUGUAGUGCAGGAGGAAGGGUUGACGUGAUCACUUUUCCCUCACCUCCCCAACAAUGAUCGCUUGUCCUUUGUCCCUUGUAACCGAGUACAGUAUAUGCUCCUCGCACGCCAUAUCAUAUAGUUUUUUUUUUUUUUUUUUUAAUCAAACUUUAGAUAAAUAUUAGGAUUCUUUGGGUAAAAAAGUGUUUGUAACUUAAUUAGAACUGAUUUUAUAGACCCCGGUAUCAACAAGAGAUGACACCAUGUCUAAACAUGCUGGAGGUGGGGGGGGGGGGCCUAUUGCCUCAUUCAUUAGUUUGUUUUUAUUUAUUCAUUAAUAUUUUCUCGUAUGAUCAGCCUAGUAUGGUGUAUGUUUCAUCAUAAAUAAUAUAACAUACAAUAUUAAAUAAUAGAACAAAGUACGGUAUAUAAUUUAACUUCAAAAUAAAACAACAAGCUAAAGCAGUAUUGGUGGUGUGGCGGUACCAGAGCAGAUUGAGGGAGGCAUGACUCAGCAGCAGGUGAUGCAAGCUGUGAGCAAUGUUGAAGAACUCAAGGAUGCUUUAAUGAGUGUUGAGCCCAGCCUGCAACACAGUGACGAACUCAGUGCGCAGUUAGACAAUUUGGUGGAACCCUACGGGCAACGUUAUCAGGAGUUUAUUAAACGCCACCGCCAAACUCUCUCUCUGCCUAUUUUAUGCCUCAACAAUUCAAGGAGAAUCCAGUGGCGAUGACUCUGCCACCCUGGAUAUUGGUGAUAAAGCUGAAGUUGCUUUACAAAUUUCUGCAGUUGAUAUUGAAGGCUUUGAAUCCAACUACCCUUCACCCCCUGCUUUGAACCCCCCAUCCAGGGGCAGAUCCAGGAAUAUCAAAAGGGGUGGGCCAUGAAGUUGUGGGUAUUGGACCAAUAUCAUGGACAUUUUGAGGCCAUGUGUGCUUGAUAUUAAGAGAUAUUCUGAGGUCAAAAGUAAUUACUUUUUACAAAAAUGCCAGAGUUCAUUUCUGCAUUAAAGGAAAGGUAUUGGAAUUUCCUGAUGAAAAGGGGGACCCAGACCCCCCCCCUGGAUCUGUCCUUGCCAUCGUCUCCCAGAGCUUCCAACACCACCACUAUUCAGUGGAGAUAGUGGAGUAUCACAUACUGUAAUUAACUUCCUGGGCUUUCUUGAAAAUUUAUUUAAUUUACUUAAUAAUGUAGAUUUAGUUUAUGUGAUAUUAUGUGUAAUUUUUGGAAAAUUACCCUAAGUUGUUCUAGAGUAAAGGUCUGGCGAGUCCAGUACUGCAUGUUGUGCUGAGUGUUUGUCCUCUGAAAAUUUUGGAUCUAUUGUAUACCCUUUAUUAUCUCUCCACAUGCAGUACAAACUAUCCUAGGAUGAGUGCAAAGUACCUAGGAAGUUGUAGUGGUAUGCCUUCCUCAAAGCAGAAAAGGAAAUUCAUUAAUUUGGGUACUAAAUUAGAAGUCUUACUGCAUUUUCACGCUGAUCAGCAUGCAAUGGACAAUUAUGUUGCUCUAGGCCUCGAGUCCACCUCAGUGAAAUCCAUUCAUGGUAGUGCUAAGAAAUUCCAAUUCCACAUCUAGUACAUUCCCACACUCCACCAUGUCAGCCAACCUUUAUAAUCACCAUUUUUCAGUAUAAAUUUGUUUGUGUAAACAGCAAAUCCUCUCUAAGUUAGGCUAUAUGGGGUCUUGAGCAGGCUGUACAGAUUAGCAGUGUUUGGCAGCCUGGCCAUAUCCCUUUGCUAUUGGCAUUGUCCCUUAUGUAACUUUAUGGAAUUGGUUUCUUAGUGGACCAUCCUUCACAGGCUCCUGCUCUCAUGAGCAUUCAUAAGGCCAUGGGCUGGUAGGAGCUAGGGAUAAGAGAUACUGUAGUGGAGGGAAGGAGUCUUAUGUACAGUUGGGAUAAUAAGUACUGUACUGUACAGUAUUGCUCAUCCUAGUGGUGGAAGCAGUCUUAUUUAGCAGAAUAUAAACCAGAGAAGGGGCGGAGUUAGCACAUUAACCCAUGAAUGGCCAGGAGAGGCAUUUCAAGAAUAUUCACAGGGCCUCCCUUCCAAUAGAUAAAAUAUAUUUCAUCCCUCAAAACCAUUUUAUGCAACAUUUCACUUUUUUAAUGAUUUAUACAAAUUUUGUAUUGUAGAUCGUCAAAUUUUAUUGUUUAAUUGACUACAGUACAGGUACUAGGUACAGUAUAUAAAAAUGUCUUAUGGUCACUCAUUUUGUUUAUUAAAUAGGAGGUAACUAAUGUAUAGUACAGUAAACGUACCAUUAGUAUAAACUCGUUUCAAUAGAGGGUUAUUUAUGCUAGGAAUUGUUUGAUGGCAUUCUUUAAACACACAGAUUACUCCAAAUUUUUUUUUUUAUAGCUCUUAUUGUCUACUUAUUUACAGAGCUCAGAUGAUUAUCUCACUGUACAGGUAUUUCAAAGAUAUUUCCCUUGAACUGGAUUUUGCCAAGGAUUCACAUAUUUUAUUAUGUAACAUAAGGAUACAAAUAAAAAAAAUAUAGCUUUUAAUGGGUGAUAUAAAAAUUUCUGCAUUUUCUAAAUAGAUUUGUAUAUAUUUGACAGAUCAGUUGAUAUUCCAAGGAUUUCUUAAAAAAGAAAAAUAAUGUGAGAAGCAUAUGUGAAAAGGUUCCCCUUGUGAUUAGAAAUACAGGUAUGUACUGUAUAAUAAUAUAUUUUUGCUAAGGCCUCUUGUUAAAAUAAGCAGAAGUACCGUUUUGUCAGAAGAGUUAUUUGUCCAAUAAUUCUUUUUUGAACAUUCCAAUAAACACAAGGACUCCCCAAAAAGUAACUGUGCACUGAUCUGGAAUAAAAAAAAAAUAUUUGACGAUACAUAUUUACCCUCUUUCUUUAACAAUCUUGGUGCACUAGUGCAGACACAGUUUAUCUUUAGCACUCCAGCAGAAAUACUCUCUGGAGAUAUCCUUUUACUCUUGUCAUGCUGUAGAGUGUUUUUUCAUUGUAAUGCUGUGAAUUUGUUAUUACAUAUUAAUAAUAAUACCAGCAGUCACCAUAGACUUUUAAAGGACCUUAGUACUGUACGGUAAUUUUUUGUGUAUAGGUAAUGGAGGAAGAACUGAAAAUAUUAAUCUAUACUUUGUAUGUUUGUGUUCGUAAAGGCAACUAUAACGAUUGUUUUUUUUGUGAACGUGAAUCCAUCUCUGAAAAAAAUAGUUAUGUCGCAUCUUACGCGGGUUUACAUUCCGAAGAGGGCGAGUAAAGGCAAAAUUACCCAUGAAAAUCCCUUAAAUCACCCAUAAAGUACAUGGGUAUAUAAACCUAUACUGUAAUGUUGUUUAGAAAUAAUAUAAAACUAUAAAAUA
Messenger RNA from Homarus americanus (American lobster), 11263 nucleotides. Its product is annotated as sodium-dependent glucose transporter 1-like. The coding region runs from base 230 to 2959 and encodes 909 amino acids. The record is from RefSeq and is a predicted model, not a curated record. Lineage: Eukaryota; Metazoa; Arthropoda; Malacostraca; Decapoda; Nephropidae. The transcript is spliced from 5 exons.